CACGGGAAAACUACAAGAAGAAGCAGGCUCCAGUAUCAACGUUAGAAAUCCCAAUCGCCCAAGCAACUUCCCAAGCCACUUCGCUUGAGACAAUAUUCUAAGCCAAAGAAACAGCUAGUUCGCAAUGAAGUUCACUGCCGCCAUCUGCCUUGUUGCAGGCUAUGUCAGCCUCGCUGCUGCUGCCGGUUGCCAGGUCGAGCUUCUUAAUAUCAACCAAGCAGUUGUUGGCACUGGUUGCGUGGAAAUGAACUACUACGCCAACAUCUACGACUCCACCAGACGCGCAGGCUACACCGUCAACGCUAACAGCAACUGCGGCCUUAGCUUCGGUAACAUCCAAGUCAUUCCUGAUGGCUACUCUUUGCGUCAAGCAGGCUACUGUUGAGUGGGAGAGGCGUUGGCAUUGAUCUCGAGGAGAGGGUUCUGGUG
Messenger RNA from Colletotrichum acutatum, 429 nucleotides. RefSeq lists its product as uncharacterized. The record is from RefSeq and is a predicted model, not a curated record. The transcript is spliced from 2 exons. NCBI's taxonomy places the organism in Eukaryota, Fungi, Ascomycota, Sordariomycetes, Glomerellales, Glomerellaceae. The coding region runs from base 125 to 385 and encodes 86 amino acids.